Oryzias melastigma (Indian medaka) is the source of this 2733-nucleotide messenger RNA. Its product is annotated as high choriolytic enzyme 2-like. Gene Ontology annotation, biological process: proteolysis. Bases 635 to 1465 code for a protein of 276 amino acids. NCBI's taxonomy places the organism in Eukaryota, Metazoa, Chordata, Actinopteri, Beloniformes, Adrianichthyidae. The record is from RefSeq and is a predicted model, not a curated record. Gene Ontology annotation, molecular function: metalloendopeptidase activity; zinc ion binding. The transcript has a single exon.
AGUUGUAAUAAAAGAUACUAGUUUCAGGCUGCGCUGUGGCAUGGUGGUUAGUACUCUUGCCCCACAGUAAGAAGGACCAGUUCAGAUCAAGACUGGUUCCUUUCUGUGUGGAGUUUGUGUGUUUUCCCUGUUCAGUUGUGAGUUUUCUCCUGGCACUCUGGCUUCCUCCCACAUUACAAAAACAUGCUUCAUAGGUUAAUGACACCAAAUUGCCCCUUGGUAUGCAUGUGUGUGUUUGACCAUUCCACUGGCUGGCAACCUGUUCAGGGUGUGUCCCGCCUUCACCCAAUAGUAGCUGCACGUCUUUAGGGGGUUAAAAUAAUGGAUAGACAGUAAUUAGCUUGCACAGAAGUCAAAAGUGUGUUGCUUAAUCGAACCUAAUGUUGACACAUUUAUAUAGUUUAAUCCCAGAUGUGUGUUUAUUAGGAGAGAAUCAAGUACAUUUUAAGUAUGUUGGUAAAGUAGGUUUGUCUCUGGAGUCCUCCCUUCAGAAGUUUAUUUUGGACAAACUGAGUGGACCCCAGCCCAUAAUCUUGCUGAGGACACACCUCCACAGGUGAGUAUAAAGAGGCUGGACUGACCUGAGGCAGACAUCAAGCUUUCAGGAGUCAGCUCUGCAGCCUCCACAUCCACCAUGGCUCCCUCUGCCUGCCUGCUCUUACUGCUCCUGCUCGGCAUCGCUCAGGCGCUGCCCGUCGAAGAGAAAGAAGGCCAUGGAGAAGGCGGUGAAGAAGGUGAUGCAGAAAGCCAUAAAGGGGGUGAUGAAGAUGACUUUGUAGACUUUACCACCAAGAUUCUCACCAGUAACAACAACACCGACAAGUUCCUGCUAGAAGGAGACCUGGUGGCUCCCACAAACAGGAAUGCCAUGAAGUGCUGGUACAACAGCUGUUUCUGGAGCAAAGCCUCCAACGGUUUGGUGAUGAUCCCUUACGUCAUUGACUCUGAAUACUCCCCAUGGGAAGUGGCCACCAUUGAAGGAGCCAUGGGGGCCUUUAGUGACAGAACCUGCAUCCGCUUUGUCCGGCGCACCAAUGAGUACGACUUCAUCAGCGUUGUCAGCAGAAAUGGAUGCUACUCUGAGCUGGGCAGAAAGGGAGGACAACAGGAGCUGUCUAUCAACAGGGGAGGUUGCAUGUAUAGCGGCAUCGUCCAACACGAGCUCAACCACGCUCUCGGCUUCCAGCAUGAGCAUACCAGGAGCGACCGAGACAGCUACGUCCAGAUCAACUGGCAAAACAUCAUUCCAGCUAGUGCCUACAACUUCAACAAGCACGACACCAACAACCUGAACACCCCCUACGACUACUCCUCCAUCAUGCACUAUGGAAGAGAUGCCUUCUCCAUUGCCUAUGGGCUGGACACCAUCACCCCCAUCCCUGAUCCCAACGUCCCCAUUGGCCAGAGGAAUGGCAUGUCCCGCUGGGACAUCACCAGAAUCAACAUCCUUUACAACUGCAGUUAGUUAAGGUUAAAGUCAAACAGCAACAACAAAACAUCACUAUCAAUAUACAAAAGUAGAUGACAGUCUGUCACACACCUUGAUGUGGCCACUGAGCUGGCUAGUUAGGAAUGUUUUUGUCUGAUCAUCAAUGUCUGAAAUGGUAGAAAUAAAGUAGAUGCAAAGCAACUUUUGUUAUCCAUUUGCUUUUCUCCAUUUUGGUCUAAUGGAAGUACAUUUAAAUCCACUGUUGGGAGUAAAGCAGGUCAAGCUUAACUGUGGUACUCACAUUUUAUAAGUUAAGUAACUGAGUAAUCUAAUUUGUUUUAUUCCAACAAUGCUGUUAUAGAUACAUUAUAGUUGUAAAUAGAGGCUGGGUUGAUACAAUCAAUUGAUUUGAAUCGUGACUCUAAAGCAGUUCUAGGAAGAUAGUAAGGUGCUAUAUAGAUAAAUGUAAUCUACCAUUUAUUUACAUAUGUGGCUCUACAAGAUACAUCAACCUGCUUACAUCCAAGAUCAAUUUUAGAAUGAUGCUCUACAAAAACAUGUUUUAUGCUCUUUGGUCAGUUUAACAAUGGCGAAGCCUGAAAUUGGGGUUUUGUUUGUCUAAUGAAAAAAAGUUAAAUUAUUUUUUUCAUCCAAAUAUUUGCGAAGGAUUGCUUCCCUUAUAUUUAUACUGUCAGCUUUUGGCAACGUCAUUUCGGGUUGUUUGUUUCUGCUAAUUACCACUGUACAAGGUAAAGCUUGAUGUCUUCCUCAGUUCUGUCCAGCUACGCUCACCUUCGGCAGUAAACUGUCCAAACACUGCGCUAAAAUUUGUCAAAUUCUUGUGGAGUGGUGCCCAGCGUUUAACCGCCCAAGUGAGACUAUUGAUCCAUAAGAUGUGUAUGUUAGCAGUACACACAUAGAGCUCAUGACUAAAGUGUUUAUCAAUGAAAAGUGCAUGAAAAUAUUAUAAAAAGGAAGGAAAAGUGAAUAUGAGUUCCAGCACUUCAAAAAAAAAAACAAACAAAAAAAAACAAUGGUCAUAUAAUAUUAACAGACUGACCAUUAUAAUUAUGUCUCAAUAAUAAUAAACUAUCUGACAUACAAUGUAAAAUGACUUAAAUUGCAGCAUUGUGGAUUUUUAUUUUUUAUUUUCCACGAAUAUGCCAAUACGGAGAACCCCCAUUCCCCAACCCCUUCGGUUGAAGAAUGUCCGUUACCAAUCCAUAAUUUUUAAUGAAUGUUGGAGUAUUGCUCAACAUAGUUUUUUUUUUUUUUUUUUUUUUUAUUCAGAACAAAAGAUUGUC